AAUUUCUAUUGCAUUGACGCUGUUAUUUGUGUUAGUUUUGUGUGCCUUGUUGUCUGUGCUUUGUGACGCACCAAUUCAGUGCAUUUUUUCCAGCAAGGAAAAUUGUGAUAUAGCAGGUCAGGAGGAUGACUGCUCUAGUGUACUGUUCAUUGAUUGCGGUUUUGUGUCUUUGUGGAUACUUAAAUGCAACAGAUGUUACUCCAGGACAAACUGCAGUAAAGCCAGGAGAGUGUCCACCCCAAACACCUGGAAGCUCCUGUACCAGGUUAUGUGACUGUGACUCUAGCUGUCCUGACAAUGAGAAGUGUUGCAGCAAUGGAUGUGGACGUUCCUGUACAUCUCCUUAUACAGUGAAGCCGGGUCAAUGUCCCAAAACGAAGAGCGUUCCAGGAUGUGCUGAAAGCUGUUUCCAUGAUGGCCAGUGUCCUGCCGCACAGAAGUGUUGCCCAACCACCUGUGGCCAUGUAUGUAGUGAACCAGAUGAUCAGGAAAGUGAUGAGGCAAGUGGUCAGGGAUACGGAGGUGGUUAUGGACAAGGAAGCGGUCAGGGUUACGGAAGUGGUCAGGGAAGUGGUCAGGGUUAUGGAAGUGGCCAGGGAAGUGGUUACGGCCAGGGAAGUGGUUAUGGCGAGGGACGUGGUCAGGGUUUCGGAAGUGGGCAGGGAAGUGGUUACGGCCAGGGAAGUGGUCAGGGGUACGGAAGUGGUCAGGGAAGGGGGUACGGAAGUGGUCAGGGAAGUGGGUAUGGUCAGGGAAGUGGUCAGGGUUUCGGAAGUGGUCAGGGAAGUGGUUACGGCCAGGGAAGUGGUUAUGGCGAGGGACGUGGUCAGGGUUUCGGAAGUGGGCAGGGAAGUGGUUACGGCCAGGGAAGUGGUCAGGGGUACGGAAGUGGUCAGGGAAGGGGGUACGGAAGUGGUCAGGGAAGUGGGUAUGGUCAGGGAAGUGGUCAGGGUUUCGGAAGUGGUCAGGGAAGUGGUUACGGCCAGGGAAGUGGUCAGGGGUACGGAAGUGGUCAGGGAAGUGGGUACGUG
Messenger RNA from Carassius auratus (goldfish), 1031 nucleotides. RefSeq names its product hyphally regulated cell wall protein 1-like. The record is from RefSeq and is a predicted model, not a curated record. The annotation marks the transcript as partial. The transcript is spliced from 5 exons. NCBI's taxonomy places the organism in Eukaryota, Metazoa, Chordata, Actinopteri, Cypriniformes, Cyprinidae. Gene Ontology annotation, cellular component: extracellular region. Gene Ontology annotation, molecular function: peptidase inhibitor activity.